Helianthus annuus (common sunflower) is the source of this 1283-nucleotide messenger RNA. RefSeq lists its product as uncharacterized. The transcript is spliced from 4 exons. The record is from RefSeq and is a predicted model, not a curated record. Lineage: Eukaryota; Viridiplantae; Streptophyta; Magnoliopsida; Asterales; Asteraceae. The coding region runs from base 164 to 994 and encodes 276 amino acids.
ACAUAUUUCAAACCCUAAUAAUUUGCAAUUGCACCCAUUAUUCCCAAACUCAAUAACAAUCUCACCUGACACCCAACUCAUCAUCACCAUAUUGUGAUCAACAGAAACAACAAGCUGAUCCAAACAGAAACGUAUUCACUCGAACAACAUACAUUUCAAUUAAAUGGCACAAGACCCAUUUGAAACAGUAUCAUCUUCAUCUUCUUCUUCUUCAAUGAGAACCCAUGAGUAUAAUGGAAAUAAACAGGUGAAUUCAUCGUCACUUUCAUCAAAGUUUCCGUUAACAUGUUGGGAGAUUGCAGGUGCAUCUGGGGUUGUGUUAACUUUCGCCUUAGGUCUCCUCGGAGUUUAUCUCACUUUGCCGGAUUCUGAUUACAGUUUUCUUAAGCUUCCCAGAACACUUGAAGAUCUUCAUAUUCUUAGAGAUAAUCUCGAGAGAUAUACAAGUGACUACACUAUCCAAGUCUUAGUGGGAUAUUGCACCGUCUACAUAUUUAUGCAAACUUUUAUGAUCCCGGGAACUGUUUUCAUGUCACUGCUUGCUGGGUCCCUUUUUGGGGUAUUGCGAGGUGUAACUCUUGUCGUCUUUGCCGCUACUGCUGGUGCAUCUUCCUGCUACUUUUUAUCUAAGUUGAUUGGACGCCCCCUUAUCUCGUCUCUGUGGCCCGAUAAAUUGGUUUUCUUCCAAGACCAGGUGGCUAAAAGGCGAGAAGGGUUGUUGAAUUACAUGCUUUUUUUAAGGUUGACCCCGACCCUACCUAAUAUGUUCAUUAAUGUUGCUUCGCCGAUAGUAAAUGUGCCAUAUCAUACAUUCUUGCUGGCCACUUGCAUCGGGCUCAUUCCAGCUGCUUAUGUAACCGUCAAGGCUGGAAUAACUCUCGGAGAACUAGAGUCAAUUGGAGAUCUAUACGACAUCACCUCAAUAGGAACCUUGUUUCUCAUUGGGCUUGCAUCAGUUACCCCUACACUUAUAAGCAAGAAGAUGCCAUCAUAGUGUAGUUUAUCACGAUUCAAUCAACCCCUCUUGAGAUUUAAAAUCUUUACAAUACAAGUCUACCCUCAAUAACAACCCCGGGUUCCCAGUUGGGAUUCGGUGGUUCGUGCUGCAGAUGCUGUUGAGGGAAAAAGGACCUGCAUUAUUGUUUACAACUUGCUCUCUUCUGUACAAGGGCAAUACAGUAAAAUUGCUACAUGCAGUUUAGUUGAAAAAUUAAUUUAUCACUGUAAAGAAAUAUAUGUAAAAGAUGGAUUCUGUUUUAUGAAAGUUUUCGGUGUUUAAAGCA